Epinephelus fuscoguttatus (brown-marbled grouper) is the source of this 791-nucleotide messenger RNA. RefSeq names its product dual specificity protein phosphatase 19-like. The record is from RefSeq and is a predicted model, not a curated record. Gene Ontology annotation, biological process: protein dephosphorylation; regulation of MAP kinase activity. Gene Ontology annotation, cellular component: cytoplasm. Gene Ontology annotation, molecular function: JUN kinase phosphatase activity. Lineage: Eukaryota; Metazoa; Chordata; Actinopteri; Perciformes; Serranidae. The transcript is spliced from 5 exons. The coding region runs from base 79 to 708 and encodes 209 amino acids.
CAUCUGAAGAAACAGGUUCACUCCAACCCUGUCCAGUCAGGUCUAGUCAGGUCCAGUCAGGUCUAGUCAGGUCUAGUCAUGCAGUCCCUGACUCAGGAGAUCCAGAGUUUCUCCCGGACGCGACUGAGGAAGCAGUGCACCCGGGUCACGUCACUGAGCGGCCGUCGCAUCAUUGAGACCUGGAAGGGUUCAACCAUCACUGUGGUUGAAGACCCCGUCCCCCCAGAGAAGGUGGUGGGAUACGUCCCGGACACUUCCUGGGACCUGCAGGUCGGCGUCAUCAAGCCCUUCCUGCUGAUGGGUUCUCAGGAUGCUGCACAUGACUUUGGCACUCUGAGAAAACACAAGGUGUCUCACAUCUUGAACGUGGCCUUCGGGGUGGAGAAUGUGUUUCCUGAUCUGUUCAUCUAUAAGACCGUCAGUAUUCUGGAUCAUCCCGACACUGAUGUGCUGCUUUACCUGCAGGACUGUUGUGACUUCAUCCAGCAGGCUCGCGCUGAGAAAGGUGUCGUGCUGGUCCACUGCAACGCUGGCGUGUCACGGGCACCAGCAAUAGUCAUUGGCUACCUGAUGUCGUGUGAAGGCCAGACCUUUGACGCUGCCCUCUCAUUGGUCAAAUCGGCUCGACCAGCCUCCUCCCCAAACCCCGGCUUCCUGGAACAACUGAGGAGCUUCAGAUCACCUACAGUGAAUGGAUCCAAACACUGAAGGAGGAAGAGAAGAUGAUCACGGUGGUUAGACAGUUUAAUAAUAAUAGUAAUAAUGAUUCAAUUUAUUUGCAUAGUACAUAU